This is a messenger RNA of Condylura cristata (star-nosed mole), 2082 nucleotides long. RefSeq lists its product as uncharacterized. The record is from RefSeq and is a predicted model, not a curated record. Lineage: Eukaryota; Metazoa; Chordata; Mammalia; Eulipotyphla; Talpidae. The transcript has 13 exons.
AUGCCUCUCCUGGAAGCUGUCGUCUUCUCUUCCCUCUGGGCCUUUGGUGUUGGGCAGUUGCAACAGCCUGAAAUGUCAAUUUCCAAGAUGAAAGACCAAAGAGCCCAGAUAUCUUGUAAGGUGUCUGUAACAAAUUUUAAUGAUGCAUACAUAUUCUGGUAUCGGCAGAAGCCUAACCAGAUUAUAGAAUAUCUAAUAGGAGUCGAUUCUACAAGACAACCAGCUCAGAAGAAAACAAGUUGGGGUAUCAAGCUUGAAGCAAGUAAAGAUUCUAGUACUUCCACUUCAACCUUGAAAGUUUACUUCUUAACGAAAGAAGAUGAGGCCAUGUACUACUGUGCCAUCUGGAUACACAACAUUAAUCACAUGAAAAUAUUUGGUGAUGGAACAAAACUUGCUGUUACAUACAGAAGUCUUGAAGAAGAUUAUUCACCCAAGCCUACAAUUUUUCUUCCUUCAAUUGCUGAAAUAAACCUACAUAAGGCUGGAACAUAUCUUUGUCUUCUUGAGAAAUUUUUCCCUGAUGUUAUUAAGAUAGACUGGAAAGAAAAGAACGGUAAUGCAAUUUUGAAAUCAGAGGAAGGAGAUACCACCAAGAUCUUUGACACAUACAUCACAUACAUGAAAAUCAGCUGGCUGACAGUGCCUGAAACAUCAAAGGAUAAAGACCAUGUUUGUGUUGUCAAACACGAGUUUAACAGAGGGAUUGCUCAAGAGAUUCUCUUUCCUUCAAUAAUGAAGGUCAAGGAGUCUUUUUCGAACACCUCCAUUGAGACAACCACUGUGGGAGGAGGUCUGACCCCAAGGGGAAGAGAAGAUGGUCGGUCACUGCAUCUGCAGGCCACCUACAUCUUUGCCUACUACACCUACGUCCUCCUCCUUCUCAAGAGCACUGUCUACUUUGUCAUCAUCAUCGUCUUCAGUCUGUGCAGGAGACCAGGAUUUUGUAGCAAUGGGAAGAGUCCCAUAACAGAGGGUGUUGUGAAACAGAAAUGCAGUUUUCAUCAUUUAUUAUCACUAAAAGAUUCUGCUGAGGAGUCUGUAGUGCUGGCUUUCAGGACACCAGAACCAGCUCCACCUCCCAGCACUAGCCUGAGACCUCCUGCUCACAGGGACCUCACUAUUUCACCUUCUCCUUGGGAGCAGCCAGCCAACAGGAUGCCUCUCCUGGAAGCUGUCAUCUUCUCUUCCCUCUGGGCCUUUGGCAUUGGGCAGUUAAAGUUGGAACAACCUGAAAUAUCAAUCUCCAAGAUAAUAUCUAAGACUGCCCACAUACCUUUAAAACCUGUUCAGAAGCAAAUAGGUGCAAAAAUCAAAUUUGAAGCAAGUAAAGACUCUUCCACUUCCUCUUCAAUCUUGAGAAUUAAUUUUGUAGAAAAAGAAGAUGAAGCCAUGUAUUAGUGUGCUUGCUGGACCUUGGGCCACGAGAAAGCGUUUGGCUCAAGGACAAACAUGAUUAUUACAGACAGAAGCCUUGAAGAAGAUUUAUCACCCAAGUCCACAGUUUUUCUUCCUUCAAUUGCUGAAAUAAACCUCCAUAAGGCUGGAACUUAUCUUUGCCUUUUGGAGAAUUUCCCCCCUGAUGUUACUAAGAUAGAUUGGAAAGAAAAGAAUGGUGAUGAAAUUCUGAGGUUGCAGGAGGGAAAUACCACCAAGACCAGAGAAAAGUACAUGUUCAGCUGGCUGACCGUGCCUGAAACCUCAAUGGACAAAGACCAUGUUUGUGUCGUCAAACACAAGUCUAACAAAGGCGGGGUUGAUCAAGAGAUUAUUUUUCCUUCAAUAAAGAAUGUCAAGGAAUCUUUUUCGAACACCUCCUUUGAGACAACCACUGUGGUAGGAGGUCUGACCCCAAGGGGAAGGGAAGAUGGUCUUGAGUUCAUCACCCCCGUUGUGAUGAAGGAUGAAAGCAGGUUGCUGCAGCUGCAGUUCACUCACACCUCUGCUUAUUACACUUACAUCCUCCUCCUUCUCAAGAGCAUGAUCUACUUUGCCAUCAUCACUGUCAUUGUGUUCAGGAGAACAGAAGCCUGUGGUCAUGGGAAAAGUCCUAACAGAAGGUGGCACAAAGCUGUCAAGUAG